UCUCGGGUGUGUCAACAGCGAGUGAUCGCGUAGUUUUUCAUUAACUUUUUUCGGUUUACACUUCGAAGACAUAAAAUACAUUUCAGUUUCGUGGUUAACACUUUACGAACAUGUGUCAUUGUAACAAACAUUCGUGUUUCUAAAAUUUGUGUUCAGUUCCGAUAUCCACAAAUAUAUCAGAUGAAUCCAAAUACAUUCAACAAUUACUGUCUCUGAAUAUCACGUUCAAAAGUGACGAUACAAGACGGAAGCUGUCAUUGUUACCAACUCAGAAGAACACGACAUCAAACUGAAACCAGAAACAAAUGCACAUCAAGACAGAAGAAGGCGACAGUCCGCUGUCGGUACGUAAUCUGCCAACAAUGUCGUAUUACCCGGAGUCCGAGGCGUGCAACAGACAUUUCCGGGACAACGACGUGGCGUCAUCGGCUUCCUCUUCCCCGACGCGCUACAACGAGUACCCUUCCUUCAAGCUGUGUCCAGACGCGACGUCGAGGCUUAUAGAUUUGAGCCGCGGUAACUCCGCGCAGAGCGAGCCCCAACACUACGGCUCGUACCACAACUACCACCACCACGGUCCUCUGAACCAGCUUCCCGCAAACUACCUGGUGUCCACCGGCUACAACGGGCAAGAGUUCCUCGACGGUCACGUGGGUGAAGACGUGUCCGACGUUACAGCACGUCACCUGCAGGAGGACCAACAGCCGACGUCGUCCAAGACGCUGGACUCCGAUGACGGCGAAGGGGUGGCGUCGGGGUCGGUCCUCAAGCUGGGGACCGCGCGGAAACGCAAACAGGGCUCGACGCGACAGCUGUUCAACCAGGAGAACUGCGACAAGCACAAAGUUCGCAGGAAGUCGCAGUCCUUCGAGGAACUACAGUCUCAGCGAAUCCAGGCGAACGUGCGCGAACGACAGCGAACGCAGAGUCUGAACGAGGCGUUCGCGUCUCUGCGAAAGAUCAUUCCCACCCUGCCUUCUGACAAACUGUCCAAGAUACAGACUCUUAAGCUGGCCGCCCGCUACAUCGACUUCUUGUACCAGGUGCUGCACUGCGGGGUCGGGCCCGACGGGGACAACGACGGCGGCGACAACGCAGGAAGCGAAGCGAGGACCCCGGGUCCCUGCAGUCCCAGCACACGAUUGGCACUCAUGAGUGCCUCGGCUGUGACGUCAUCAUGCACAUAUAUGGCCCACGAGAGGUUAAGCUACGCCUUCAGUGUGUGGAGAAUGGAGGGCGACUGGAACGGUGGAGGUCACGUCUAGCAGAAUUUGACACGGGAGUGGAGCCAUCUUGAAAAAAUGACUGCUCUACAGUUACCAAGCAACAGUGAUGGCGUGACAGUGACAGGAGACAAUCGAUCUGUUUCACGCACAUUUCAGGGAAACAACAAAUAUUAUUUCUGUACACGUGUUGUUCUUUGAGACAAAGCGAUUUUAGGCUACUUCAUGAAACUUAUAUUGUAAAAAAAAACUGAAACUCAUCGAGUACAAAGCAUCAUUUAAUAAACAUCACAGGAGAGAAACUGAUAUCUCCUGACAAUAUGCCUA
Molecule: messenger RNA, 1550 nt
Organism: Zootermopsis nevadensis
Lineage: Eukaryota; Metazoa; Arthropoda; Insecta; Blattodea; Termopsidae
Product: protein twist
Biological process (GO): regulation of transcription by RNA polymerase II; developmental process
Molecular function (GO): RNA polymerase II transcription regulatory region sequence-specific DNA binding; protein dimerization activity; DNA-binding transcription factor activity, RNA polymerase II-specific
Source: RefSeq, a predicted model, not a curated record